Colius striatus (speckled mousebird) is the source of this 1839-nucleotide messenger RNA. RefSeq names its product DnaJ heat shock protein family (Hsp40) member C24 (gene DNAJC24). Gene Ontology annotation, molecular function: ATPase activator activity; ferrous iron binding. Lineage: Eukaryota; Metazoa; Chordata; Aves; Coliiformes; Coliidae. The coding region runs from base 261 to 626 and encodes 121 amino acids. The record is from RefSeq and is a predicted model, not a curated record. The transcript is spliced from 5 exons. Gene Ontology annotation, biological process: positive regulation of ATP-dependent activity.
AAAGGACUGGUACAAAAUCCUGGGUGCAAAGCCAUCAGACAGUCCAGCGGAACUGAAACGGAAGUACCAAAAACUCGUUUUAUUAGUGACCUAACAGGAUUGUUACAUGGGGAGUGCACACAAGUGAAAAUAUGUUUGUUACCACCCUGUGAACUCCUGAAUGUGCAGCAGCUGGCACUGGCACUUUUAACUCUCCUAUGUGGGAUUCCUGCAGCUGAUUCCAAAACAUUGAUAUGUCUCCCCAACUUUGCUAAACAUUCAUGGAUGGACUGAGCCAAACACUCAUUCAUCAGUAUCACCCAGACAAACAGAAGGCAGAUGUGCCAGCAGGAGAAGUGGAGGAGCGCGUGCAGAGGUUCAUCGAAAUUGAUCAAGCGUGGAAAAUUCUAGGGAAUGAAGAGACAAAGAAAGAGUAUGACCUGCAGCAGCGUGAAGAUAAUCUGACAAAAGAAUGGCCACUACAUGCACAAAUUUGUCUUGAGGAUAUGUCCUGGAAUGAAGAUGAACAAUGCUAUACUCUCUCAUGUCGCUGUGGUGGGAAUUACACUAUCUUCAAGAGUGAAACCAAAGACGCGUCUUUGGUUUGUUGUGACACAUGUUCACUUGUUAUUGAGAUCCUUCAAUGAUUGUUUCAAUCAAGCACAUUAAAAGUUACAGACUUUUUAAGAAGACUGGACAGAGUUGAGACAGCAUCUGGUAAAGAAAUGUAAGGCGGGCACUACAAGAACAAGUUGAGUCGGGCUUAAGAAAGGAAGUGCACCCAUUUGCUAACAUAGCUCUGCAGACACGGGGCUUGGUGCUUUCCUCCUUCCACAGCUGAAAAGCUAGUUAUUAAAAACCUCCAGAACAGAACACUAAGUUCUGUACAACUGGAAUAUAUCUCAUGAUCUAAAUGACAUUUCUUUCACAGCACACAACAGAGUAACUUCUUUCAUUCUCAGUCUCCAUCAACUCUACCUUGGGCCCAGCCUCUUAGGUUAAAUCCUUUUAAAGCUCAGGUGACAAAAUUUAAUCAAGAGGCAUACAUGUGAGAAUGCUUUGAAGACAAUCGAAGGUGCAUUAAUGGGAAACUGGAACAUAUUCUAUUUCUAUGCUAAAUAUUUAACUUACUUAAAUCCUCACAAGGACUUGAGCCUUGAUAAGAGAGAGCAGACUUGCAAACCUAACAGGCUUGUUGUCUCGGUACUUUAACUUUUCAGCUCAGAGCAGGAGCACAGUUUGAACUGACUCUCUCCAUCAUCUGAACAAAACUAGUCUUCGUUCCUUAGAUGAAAAGUAACCAGGAAGCUGGUCCCUGACCCCUCCAGGGCCAAACUAGAGCCAGUUUAAGGAAAACCCUACAAAACACAUUUAAGUGACUAGCAGCUCCAGAGCCCCACUAUUCUGUUUUCAGUUCUGUUUUCAUGCCACACAACUUGCCAAUUUAGGCAGAGGCUGCCUGCGGCUCAGGAUAUAUGAUGACAUAAGAGUGCAUUGUGCCAUUUCCAUCCCUUGGUCAGUCGCUGCUUUCUAAUAAAUCCAAGCACGUACUGUGGAUAACCAUGAGAGGAAAAUGAGAAAGUGGCAUAUCAUUUUUGUUGAUGACAGCAGUGUAUCAUUCCUACUUGCAAGUUAGAUGUAAUCUCAGAGACAGACAUCCUUGUCAAGUAAUACUUGCAUUUAUUCUAAACAAAAAUAGUUCCAUUGUUUUUAGUAGAAAAUAUUAUGAAAGCUGGUAACAGUCAUUUAAAUGUUUUAGUCAUCAAGGAAUCUAUGGCUAUUAGGGCUUGCACGAAGAAAUCCAAAGUCAUUCAGAGGCCAUAUCUGUAAAAUAAAAGUUACAAGAGAUUUUAAUUACAA